Messenger RNA from Heteronotia binoei (common prickly gecko), 6765 nucleotides. It is a transcript of the gene ITGB4, whose product is annotated as integrin subunit beta 4. Gene Ontology annotation, molecular function: integrin binding. Gene Ontology annotation, biological process: cell migration; cell-matrix adhesion; integrin-mediated signaling pathway. Gene Ontology annotation, cellular component: membrane; integrin complex; cell surface. NCBI's taxonomy places the organism in Eukaryota, Metazoa, Chordata, Lepidosauria, Squamata, Gekkonidae. The record is from RefSeq and is a predicted model, not a curated record.
GACUACAAGCUUGGCUGCCUGGCGGUUCUUGCCCAUACAGGUGUGCAUAACUCACAGGAAUGCCAGACAAACCUGAGUCACAGAUAGCCCCCCCCCCCCGCCGCAUGCACACACAGACACACACCUGACCUAAAAUAAAACUAUCUCUUCUGACUUCACUUGCUUGAGAGCUGUUCCCCCACUGCUGCUACGCAACCUCUCCAUAUGCCCCUGGUGAGAGAAAGACAGGCAGAGGGAGCAGCAGCAACCAGAAGGAGGGAGGGAAAAGGUGAAAGUCAACAUUUUAUCAGAAGGAACCAGGACCUGUGCAGAGGUAUGUCAGAUUCACAAGCUCUUCAUUCCUGGGGAUUGUUAACCUCUAACUGGGCUUCUAAAGGAUUUUUUUGAGAGAAAGAGCCGGAUGGAAAUCGGGGGAAGGAAAUGCUGAAUUUGGAAGUGGCAAUGAAGUAGUGAAGUUCUCCCCCACCCCCCCCCCCCCCGCCCCACUGCCUCUGGAGGAAUUUCUUGGCUUGGUGUGGGUGGCUGUUAUUUGGAUUGUUACACAGGAUUUGGACUUUGAAUCAGACCCAGCACUAAUGAGCUCACUUCAUCCUUGCUUGAUUCCUUGAUCAUCUGCAACAACCAUAGAUGAAAAUAUCAUAAAGGCCAUAAGAAGACCCUUGGUGGAGAGAUCCAAAGGAGCAGAAUGGCCAAGCUACUCCAAAAGUCAUUGCCCUGGCUACUUCUGGCGUCACUGCUUUAUACCAUGUGUUUGAGCCAAGGAAGCAGAAUUAAUCGCUGUGUGGCUUCCAGGGCAAAAAGCUGCAGUGAAUGUAUCCGAGUGAGCAAGGACUGCUCUUUUUGCACUGAUGAGAACUUCAAAGAGUCCCGCUGUGAUUUCCGAGAGCAACUAGUGAGAUAUGGCUGCAGUGAGCACAACAUUGUGUUUAUGCAAGGCGAAACACUGUCACUAAAGGAAUUCAGAAUCGAUACCUCUCUGAAGAGAACACAGGUAUCCCCACAACAGAUGUCGAUGAAGUUGCGAGCUGGUGAGGAAGUUAGUUUUCACAUGGAUGUGUUUGAGCCACUUGAAUCUCCUCUGGACCUGUACAUUCUCAUGGACUUCUCCUAUUCUAUGUCUGAUGAUCUGGACAACCUUAAAAAAAUGGGCCAACAACUGGCAAACUUCUUGAGGGAGUUGACUGAUGACUACACCAUUGGCUUUGGCAAGUUUGUCGAUAAAGUUUCAGCUCCACAAACGGACAUGAGGCCUGAGAAGCUGCGAGAGCCUUGGACCAAUGCUGACCCUCCAUUCUCCUUUAAGAAUGUCAUCCGUCUUACCCAUAAUAUUGAUAAAUUCAGCCAAGAGUUAAUGACGGAGCGGAUAUCUGGCAACUUGGAUGCUCCAGAAGGUGGUUUUGAUGCCAUACUGCAAGCAGCUGUUUGUGAGGAUAUCGGCUGGCGGAAAGACAGUACUCAUCUUCUGGUGUUCUCUACGGAGUCUGCCUUUCAUUAUGAAGCUGAUGGUGCCAAUGUCCUUGCUGGAAUUCUGAGGAGGAAUGAUGGAAAGUGCCAUCUGAACUCAGCAGGCACUUACACCUUUGACACCAAGCAGGAUUACCCCUCUGUGCCUACCCUUGUGAAUCUGCUGGGAAACCACAACAUCAUCCCCAUAUUUGCUGUCACCAACCAUUCUUAUGACUACUAUGAGAAACUGCACAAGUAUUUCCCAAUCUCUGAAAUUGGAAGACUGCAAGAGGAUUCCUCCAAUAUUGUCGAGUUGAUCAAUAUGGCUUUUGAGCGUAUCCGUUCCAAGAUGGAUAUUCGUGCUGACUACACUCCAAAAGCCUUGAAAACAGAAAUAACUUCCAAGAAAUAUGAAAAGACAGAAUCUGGCUCAUUCCAGGUUGUUCGAGGGGAAGUGGGCACAUUCGAUGUGCGUGUGAAAGCGCAUGAGCAUGUGGGUGGCGAACAUGUCUGUGAUCUUCCAGAGAAAGACCGGAAAGUUUAUCACUUGAAACCCUCUUCUUUCAGUAACAAAUUAGAGAUUGAAGCCUCAGUCAUCUGUGAUGCCUGCCCUUGUGAACAGCAAAAGGAACUCACAUCAGCUAGGUGUGAUUUCCAUGGAGAUUUUGUCUGCGGACAGUGUGUUUGCCAUUUAGGCUGGCAGGGAGACACAUGUAACUGCUCUACAUCUUCAUCUACUGACAACGCAGCUUGCAUACGGCCGGGGGAAGAGCCCUGCUCCGGCCGAGGCGAAUGCCUAUGUGGGAAAUGUCAAUGCUAUUCUGAGGAUCUGACCCAGCGUUUUGAGGGUACAUAUUGUGAAUAUGACAAUUUCCAGUGUCCCCGCACUUCUGGGUUCCUCUGCAAUGACCGGGGCCGUUGUUACAUGGGCCAGUGCGUGUGUGAAAAUGGUUGGCAAGGCCCAGGCUGUGAGUGUCCCACAGGCAAUGAGACCUGCCUCACCAGCAAUGGGAUUAUUUGUAACGGACGUGGGGUUUGUGAAUGUGGCAGAUGCAAUUGUGAGAACCCUACCCUCUUUACUGGACCCACCUGUGAAGUCAGCUACUCCUUGGGAUUUCAGCAUGUAUGUGAAGAUAUCCGCAGCUGUGUCCAAUGCAAGGCUUGGAGGACUGGAGAGAAGAAGGGGCAGAAUUGUACAGGCUGUUCCUUUGAUAUUAAAAAGGUUGAUGAACUGACAAAAGAUGGGGAGGUAAAAACAAUUUGUUCCUUCCAAGACGAGGAGGAUGACUGCAUUUACCGUUUCACUGAAGAGAAUCCCAACGUCGAAGGCAAUAGAACUGUUCUCGUACAAAACAAGAAAGAGUGCCCAGCGAGAAGCUUCCUUUGGCUUAUCCCCUUGCUAAUGUUACUGAUGCUGCUUCUGGGGUUGCUGCUUCUACUGUGUUGGAAGUUCUGUGCUUGUUGCAAGGCAUGUUUGGCCCUGCUGCCCUGCUGUGCACGAGGUCGCACUGUCGGUUUCAAGGAAGACCACUAUCUGCUCAGGCAGAGUCUGAUGUCCUCGGAUCACCUAGACACUCCUAUGGUGCGCACCGGCAACUUGAAAGGCAGAGACACCGUCCACUGGAAGAUCAACAACAAUGUGCACAAGCAAGGCUUCUCUUCCCUAGCUCUCAAUCCCAAGGAUAUGAUUCCGUAUGGGUUGUCUCUCAGAUUGGCCCGGCUCUACACCCAAAAUCUUGCAAAACCAGAUAGCCGUGAACACCAACAGCUGCAAAAAGACGUGGAAGAGCAUCUGAAUGAGAUUUACAGAACUAUCCCUGGUGCCUACAAAUUUCAGCAGACAAAAUUCAGGUUACAGCCAAAUUCUGGGAAAAGGCAAGACCACACAGUUGUGGACACUGUGCUCGUUGCACCCCGCUCCUCCAAGAAUGAGAUUGUGAAAGUAACAGAGAAACACGUGUCUCAGGAGGCUUUCAAUGACCUGAAAGUGACACCUGGUUACUAUACUGUAAUCUCAGACCAAGAUGCCCACGGCUUGGUUGAGUUUCAGGAAGGAGUGGAGCUGGUGGAUGUCCGAGUUCCCCUUUUCAUCAGGGAUGAAGAUGAUGAUGAAAAGCAGCUGCAGCUGGAGGCCACUGAUGUGCCUGUGGGGACUGCAGAGAUCGGUCGUCAUCUUGUCAGCAUCAGUAUAAUUAAAGAAAAAGCUAAAAGCAUCAUUAGCUUCCUAGAGCCAGCUUAUUCUUACAGCCGUUUUGACAAGCUGGCGAAGAUCCCUGUUAGUCGUGAAAUAUUGGAGAAUGCGAAGUCCCAGAUAACAUACAGGACGCGGGAUCUCACCGCCCAGGAAGGCAAAGAUUAUAUUUUUACAGAGGGUGACUUGGUCUUCCAGCCCGGAGAGAAGCGGAAGGAGGUGCAAGUGCCAUUGCUGGAGCUAACUGAGAUAGAUGCCUUCCUUCAUAACAGGCAGCAAAAACAGUUCAUAGUAGAUCUUAUUGAUCCCAGGUUUGGGGCAAAAGUUGGCAAAUACCCCCAAACUGUAGUGACAAUUGAUGAUCCAGAAGCUGUGGAUGGUGUAGCAUCAAUGACAGGCCUGGGUCAACUUCCAGUGACUUCUAGAAACAGACUUGGAGUACCCCUUAAUCCAAAUGCGCAGGCUCUAAAUUCAAGGAAGAUUCGCUUCAACUGGCUGCCUCCUCCUGGCAAAGUUGCAGGGUACAAGGUGAAAUACUGGAUCCAAGGGGAUCCUGAAUCAGAGGCCCACCUGCUCGACUCCAAAGUGCCGUCAGCAGAGCUCACCAACUUGUACCCUUACUGUGAUUAUGAGAUGCAGUCCUGUGCCUACACUGCGACAGAUGAGGGGCCUUACUCUGAAGUGGUUUACUGCCGCACCCUUGAGGAAGUUCCCAGUGAGCCUGGACGCUUGGCUUUCAAUGUAGUCUCCUCCACUGUGACACAACUGAGCUGGGCAGAGCCCGCUGAGACCAACGGACCAAUCACAGCCUAUGAAGUCACCUAUGGACUUGUCAACGAAGACAACCGACCUAUUGGGCCGGUAAAGAGAGUUCUGGUGGAAGACCCGAAGAAGAGGAUGGUUCUAAUUGAAAACUUACGGGAAUCACAGCCCUAUCGCUACACAGUGAAGGCGAAGAACGGAGCUGGUUGGGGUCCUGAAAGAGAAGCUACUAUUAACUUGGCCACACAACCCAAGCGCCCCAUGUCCAUUCCCAUCAUCCCUGAUGUGCCAAUAAUUGAUGCUGAAGGGGGAGAGGACUAUGACAGCUACCUGAUGUACAGCACAGACGUUCUGCGCUCACCAGCAGGCAGCAAACAUCCCAGCGUCUCUGAUGAUUCUGGCUCUCGAUGGAAACAUGUGCAGCUACUGGGGGAGGAGCUAGACCUUCGUCACGUCGCCUGGAGGCUCCCAGCAGAAUUGAUUCCUCGUCACUCGGACAGCAGCUACUUUUCCUCGGACACAGAGGGUCUCCUCCAUGAGGGUAGCACCCACUCUGAGCUAGCGGACAGUGACGCAGCCAGCGGCAGUCUUCCAAGAAGUGUGACUCCCCGGCCCCAACCAGAACACAUGAUGAACGGUCGGAUGGAUUUCACCUUCAGUGGUGGAAGUUUGACUCGGACGGGAGUUUCCAGCUACAAUCAUCUAAGUCCGCACAUCCAGCAGGAGAAAAGGAUAAUGGGAACCUCUUCUCUGACCAGGGAGUACACCACUGUGUUGUCUGGGCAAGACCAUUCAAGGAGGAUAUUCCCUCCCAUACAUGAAGAUGCUGGGAGGAUGGUCCUGAAGCCACAGGAUGUGGCCUUCAGGAACAGGGCAAGCACGAAGGGUUACCAUGACAACAGUGAUGCUCAAGAUUCUAUAGUCCUGACUGAUGAGCCCUCUUGGAUUUCUAAAUACCUAGGCCUCUCAGGGCAAGCCACGCUAUCCAGGAAGCGUUAUGCUCUCCCACAAAAAGCCAGGGGCCGCACUCACUCUGAAGAAGUGUUUGAAGCACUGAGCAGCCUGGACACAGUGCUUCUGGAUUACAGGACUCAUCUGGGUGUCCCUGACACUCCCACCCGCUUAGUGUUCUCUGCCCUGGGGCCAACUUCACUGAAGGUCAGCUGGCAGGAGCCACACUGUGACAAAGAGGUGCAAGGAUACAGUGUACAGUACCAGCUUCUCAACGGAGGAGAAAUGCACAGGCUUACUAUUCCCAACCCUACCCAGAAUUCAGUAGUGGUGGAUGACCUGCUGCCAAACCACUCGUAUGUCUUCAAAGUGAAGGCCCAAAGCGAUGAAGGCUGGGGUCCAGAGAGAGAGGGAGUGAUCACUAUUGAGUCCCAAGUGGAUCCACGCAGCCCUCUGAGUCCUGUGCCAGGCUCCCCAUUCACCUUGAGCACCCCUAGUGCACCAGGACCCCUGGUGUUCACAGCUCUGAGUCCAGAUUCUCUUCAACUGAGUUGGGAAAGACCUCGCCAACCCAAUGGGUUAAUUCUGGGCUACAUGGUCACUUGUGAGACGCUACACGGCGGAGGGGAACCCAGGAAUAUCUAUGUGGGGGGAGACAGCCCAGAGACGACUUUGACAGUUCCUUCCUUGAAUGAAAACAUUCCUUAUAAAUUCAAAGUGCAAGCCAAAACCACGCAAGGCUUUGGGCCUGAAAGAGAAGGCAUUAUUACCAUUGAAUCUCAAGAUGGAGGUGCUUUCUCUCAGUUCGGAACACAGCAGUUUAACAAGGAAGAAGUGUACAGUUUCCCCACAGACUAUAGCACCAAAACCAGCAUCACUCAGUCUUCACUGGAUCCCUUAUAUGCAGAUGGCAUGCUGAUGACCACUCAGCGAGUAGAGAGUGGCAGCACUCUCACCAAACAAGUCACUCAAGAGUUUGUCACCAGAACCAUGAUGUCUAACAGCAGUGGGACAUUCACCAGGCAGACGGACAGGCAGUUCUUUGAAGGCUGAGUCCAGAAAGAUGCAGCCAAAUGGACACCUGGAUUUCAACAAGGAAUGAUCUGAAGCGGGCCUUUCUGUAGUCAACUUCCAGACAAGCUCAUCGUGCCUGCUUUAUUGUGCCAGCGUUAAAAGAAUUAGAUGUUGCUUUGAAACGCCACUGGGAGAAGGAUGCAUGCAGCCCAGGUGGAACCCUCAGACAUUAUGAAAAGAGCUUUAAAAAAACCCCAAACCCUGUAGCUUGGUUACGAAGGGCUAUUGCACAGCUUUGACUCAAGAACUUGACUGUUGCAUUCUUGGCUGUUCAAAUGUUGCCACAGGCAGGUUGACCACGUAGGACUGAAUUCGUGUUUAAAUCACCCCCUUGAUGCCAU